Messenger RNA from Rana temporaria (common frog), 1063 nucleotides. Its product is annotated as vomeronasal type-2 receptor 26-like. Bases 186 to 1007 code for a protein of 273 amino acids. The record is from RefSeq and is a predicted model, not a curated record. The transcript has a single exon. Gene Ontology annotation, cellular component: membrane. Gene Ontology annotation, molecular function: G protein-coupled receptor activity. Gene Ontology annotation, biological process: G protein-coupled receptor signaling pathway. NCBI's taxonomy places the organism in Eukaryota, Metazoa, Chordata, Amphibia, Anura, Ranidae.
UAUGAGAGGGCCACACCCUUUAGUAUAUAGAAAAACGUUUUUUAAUUAAUGUGUUUAAUAAUUUAAAUGAUGUUUUUUUUGCAGAUACGGGAUCAUGUGUGAAGUGCCCAGAAGACCAAUGGCCAAAUGACUAUAGCCAGUGUGUUCCCAAACAGAUUGAAUUUCUCUCUUACAGGGAUGAUCCUAUGUCCAUUGUUGUAUCUGUGAUCUCUGCAUUUUUCUUUGUGAAAACAUCAAUCAUUCUGGGCAUGUUCAUAAUAUACCGAGACAGUCCAGUCAUCAAAGCUAGUAAUCACAACUUGAGUGUCCUUUUACUGGUCUCCAUUAUGCUGAGUCUACUUUGUGUAAUAUUGUUUUUAGGCCAUCCAGUACGUGCCACCUGCAUGCUUCGUCACACCUCCUAUGGCAUCAUCUGCUCAGUGGCCGUGUCCUCAAUUCUGGCCAAGACUCUUAUGGUCUACUCUGCAUUCAAAGCCACCAAGCCUGGAAGUUCCUGGAAAAAAAUUGUUGGAGUGAAAAUCACCAACUCUGUUGUCUUCAUUUGUUCUUUUAUCCAGGUCUUAAUUAGCCUAAUUUGGUUAUCCGCUUCCCCUCCAUAUCCAGAAAAUAAUAUUCAUUUGUAUCUGGACAAAAUUAUCAUUCAGUGUAAUGAAGGAUCUUUAUUGGCAUUUUCCAUAUUCCUGGGUUACAUGGGUCUUCUAGCAGCUGUGACAUUAAUUGUGGCUUUUCUUGCCAGAAAUUUACCAGAUAGUUUCAAUGAGGCCAAAUACAUCACCUUCAGCAUGCUGGUGUUCUGCAGUGUCUGGAUCGCUUUUAUCCCAGCCUAUAUGAGUGUUACAGGGAAGAACAGUGUGCUUGUAGAGAUAUUUGCUAUAAUUUCUUCAAGUAUUGGAAUUCUAGGCUGUAUCUUCUUUCCCAAAUGUUAUAUUAUUUUGAUGAGACCAGAUUUAAAUGUAAAAAAUACUCUAUUAAGGUGUGCUCAUCAAAGCCACUCUCCAUUUCUCUAAUAUCCAUUACUAAUCUGUAAAAUUCCUCACACAUCACUUUAAAAAUGUAAAAUAUU